AAACAAGCUGGUAAUUAAAAAUUCAUAGCUUGGCUUAACAUAACUAAACUAACUUGAAACAUUUAUAGUUAAACUGAUAAAUUUUGCGCCGUUAAAAAGUGGGUUACGCCGUUAAAGAAUGGAUUAGAUAAUAUUAUACAUAAACUGCUGAAGCAUAUUAUUGCUUUAAAAAGAAUAUGCUAUUUUCAAACUAUGAAUUUUUGUGGAAUGGUCUCUGGCUAUUUUGUUUUUACUUACCUUGUCGUCGCAAGCACAGCAUUAAGUCCAGCAGCAAUGCAAAAGUUAAAGAAGUUGAAACAGCGGUUCACGAAGGAAAAUGAUAAAUUAAAAGAGAAAGACAAUCUAAUGCUGGAUUCGGGAAAACUACACCAAGCUGUUGGGUCACAUGGGGUGAACUUUGAGCUAUGGUUGGAGAUGGAUGGAUAUUCAGUAAAGUCAUUGCUAAAAGAUUCUAGAUUUCCCCAUACCCCCGACAUUCGUACACUAUCUCACAGUUUCAAAGAACCGCUGAACCUGGGAGAAAGUUACGCAUCUCGGAUGUAUGCAUGGUUCGCGCCGCCAGAGACUGGAAACUAUAUUUUUCUCAUCGCUAGUAACCACGAAGGACAGUUAUUUCUUAGCACCGAUGAUAAACCAGAAAACAAGCGUCUCGUUGCCUACGUAAAGAACCCUGAUUCAACUGAUGAUUUGGAGUUUAACAGAAUAGAGAGCCAGAAGUCCGCAAUGAUUCCACUGAUGAAGAAUAACUAUUACUAUUUGGAAGGUCUGCACAAAGAGCUCUUUGGUAUUGAUAAUUUUGGUGUAGGAGUAAUAUUUCCUAAUGGAACAAAGGAUGUACCAAUUGAUGAAGAAUAUUGCUAUCAUUAUUAUAGAUCGUAUUCUUAUAAAGAUAAAACUUCAAGCCCGGAGGACGCCGGAAUGAAGGCGGCAGAAAAAGCAGCAGGGGAAAUAAUGGAUAAAGCGAAAUUGAAGGCAGAGCUUGUCGCAAAGUUGGAAGCUAAAAAAGAAAUUGAUAAAAUAUUGAACAUCGCUCCACUGCCACCAGGCUCCAAUCAUACUGGAAAAAUCUCGAAAUAUGUUGAAGACAUUCAUAUUCAUGAAGUUAUUGGGCAAAUUCUCAAUGACAAGAAGAAAAUAACUGCCAAGUCUUGGCGUGUUACAGGAUUUCCAGGAACCAUAAAGAUCUAUUCAUUGGAUUUUCCUGCGAAACAAAUACGUUUUAAGAAAAACCUGGCAUGGACAGUUGAGAAUGAGGAGCUCAUUCUAGGACAAUGGGGUGACUGUUUCAUUCCACACACACCUGGAAACAUGAAUGGAAGCGGAGGGGUUGAACAUGGACAAACCGUAUCGUUUGAAGUCUACAACAAACCGGGGUAUUUUAUCAUCCAGAAGAAUUAUAAAUUCAUCAUUGCCAAGAAUGAAAGUGCGCGUUUAUUCAGAAAAGAAUCGUCGUUUACAGAGCGACAUAGGGUGAGCUUACCACGUACUUCUUCAUUUCAACUCUAUGAAGCAGGUCAUUAUGGCUGGUUCGUUUGUGUCGGUGAAAAGAUGGGGAGACUACGUUAUAGAAUGGAGUUUUUAUAUGAUGACGAAAGUCAAAUUUUCCUCAGAAAUUGCUCAUUCCACAUUCUUCCCUCGCAGAAUUGUUCUGUACAAGCUAGAUAUCACAGGAAUAUAACGCGUCCACAUCCAGCUACUUGCAUCAUGCUUAGGUUUGUCAAACUUGAGGUGACCACAUCGCUGUUACUGUCUUGCACCAACAGGAUGUCACAUCCGUAUAAAAUGGACGACAAAGUUUUCGAAUUGAAACUUGUCUAUCAGCCCCCUGUCAACGAUGCCAUCAUUUGCACAGUACGUGACCCGGAGUUUGCGGGAAGGAUUUGUUACCUCAACCUCAAGUCAAAGAUAUGGGCUCAAGCAAAGGCAGAUUGUUUCUCGUACACAAAAGUGUAUGUGACGUGCAAAAAUAAAGAAACGCCAUGUGUGAAGCCACGGCCGCCAUGUAUAACUACAACACCACGACCAAAAACCACUCGCUUACCUUCUACCACGCCAAGAAAGACAACUAUGGAAAGUACCACCCGUGGCACACCAGCAGCUUCACCCGAACAUUGGGGAACAACAACCACACCAAAACCUUCACCAACCGCAUCACCUGAACGUGGCUCGCCCUCGCCCUCGCCCUCUUCCAUACCAAAGAUCCAUGUCUGUCCAGGUAAACCCGGCCCUCCUGGAAAACCUGGUGAAAAAGGCCCAAGAGGAUAUCCUGGACCGCCAGGCCCUGCAGGGCCCCCAGGAUUGCCAGGAUGCAUAGAUAUGACAUCCAAACCAACUCAUCCCACUAGUAGUCCAGCGACUCUAAGGCCAGUCACGAGCCGUCCUAUUACCAUCCGACCGGUUGGUCCUACAAGUCAAGUGAAUGAGACCAUUCCCCAAACAAAUAUCACCGUUGCAAUGAAAAACCCUGAUAACCCACCAAAAGCAACAAAUGUUAUGGACGCUCGAUCAAUCAUUGCAACUCUCCCAGUAGGUAAUGUACCGAAUCCUUGUUUAUUCCGGUUUCCGCCUGGUCCUCCAGGGUUUCCAGGCCCCCGGGGACCAAUGGGCCCAACAGGCUCUCGUGGUCUGCCAGGCCCUCCAGGUCCCCCUGGGAUUUGUCGAGAUCCACCUCCGCCACCGAAACCAGAAAGCAUAGUGUUUUCUUAUCCAUUUGGACGAAAGCUUCCGAGAGCUGCGACAUGUCUCCAGCUGUCCGUCACGCGGAGAAAAGGAUGCUCUUAA
Molecule: messenger RNA, 2781 nt
Organism: Dendronephthya gigantea
Lineage: Eukaryota; Metazoa; Cnidaria; Anthozoa; Malacalcyonacea; Nephtheidae
Exons: 12
Coding region: 193-2781 (862 amino acids)
Biological process (GO): L-arabinose metabolic process
Molecular function (GO): alpha-L-arabinofuranosidase activity
Source: RefSeq, a predicted model, not a curated record